AUGGAGCACGCCAUGUCGUUGUAUCGGGCCUGGGCGGACGCCUACGGGCUCUCCGCCGACUCGCUGCUUCCGCCCUCCCCCCUCUCCCUUCCGCCCUCCCUCCCCCCCGCCCCUCAUCUCGAGGACUGCGCCGCGCUCACGGCGCUGCGCCAGCAGGCGGAGCAGCGGGGGGAAGGGGGCGAGCCGCCAGCUUGGGCGGACCCACAGCCCGCUCAAGAAGAAAAGCGCGGGGCGCAAGAGGGAGGGGCGCAGGGGGACGGGGGGGCGGCGUGCUGCAGGCGCGGAGCCUCUGGGGAGGCGAGCGGCGAGUUCAAGGCGUCAGCGACGGUUGGCGCUGCCGCAGGCGGCUCUGCCUCUCCUUCCCUCCCUGCUUGCUGCUCGUGUGUUCCCCAGCCGCCCUGGUUCCCCCCCUCCUGUGCCAACCGCCGCCUGCUAGUGGUGCCAUGGCCUGAGGACCAGUGGCAUGGCAUGGGAUCGCAGGUGCACAUCAUGGCAGUGCUGCUGAGCGUGGCGCUCUCCUCCAAUCGCAUCCUCGUGCCGCUGCCCGCCUCCUAUGGCCGCGCCAACUCCACCCACUGCCACGCCAUGGGCCACGGCAGCUCCUGGUCGUGCUUCUUCGCCCCCAUCGCCUCCCCUCUCUGCUCCCAACAGGUCGCCCUCGCCCUCUCCGCCAAUCAGCUGCCGCCAUGUGUCGCGCCGGUGGAGGGCUACAGGGCGGCAGCAGCAUCAGUGGAGAGGGUGGUGUGUGUGAACACGUCGGCCCUCGAUGGCCUCAAGUUCGAAGCCUCUGCUGCCGGGCUGUGGGGCGAGGCAUACGCCAAGGACCCUGAUGUGGUGGAGCAGCGAGGGGAGGUGCAGCUGGAGGGCACAGAGCACAAGAAGUUACACUGGUGGCGGGCGCAGGCAGUGCGCUUCAUGCUGAGGUGGCCAUCAGCCCAUCUCUGCCACGUCAUCAACCAACAGAGACACACCGCCUACGGCAUGCACGUCGCCAAUCGCAUGGCGCGGCAAGCCGAGCUUCACUCUCAGCUGCUGCAGUCACUGCCCCCUCUGCCCCCACCCAACAGCUCGGAUGCUCCCAGUGCCGCCGCUGCUGCUGAGGCUACCACCAUGGCUGCAGCAGUUGCAGCCGCUGCGGCAGCUAGGUUUGCUGGUGAACAUUCAUCCACACAUUCCACUGCCGCUGCUGCCGCUGCUGCUGCUGCUGUUGCUGCUGCAGCAGGUGGUGGUGGUGCGAGUGGGUCAUCGCUGUCAUGUGAGCCGUACAUGGUGCGGCCGAUAGUGAGCAUUCAUGUGAGGCAGAGCGACAAGCAGGUGGAGAUGGGUGUGUGGUCCUUCGCCGCCCACAUGCUGUUUGCCGCCCGCCUGCAGCGCACCCAUGUGGACCUCAAGCACGUGUGGCUCUCCACCGAAAUGCAGUCAGUGAUCAACGAGGCGGCCACGCCCUUGUAUGCGGGGUGGACCUUCCUCUACGCCCCCAACGGGCGCCUGCCAGAGGGUGCACUGGACCCGCACGCAUACGACGCGCUCCAGUCGCCCGCUGCCAGCCUGGCGAGCUUGCUGAUCGCAGCGCAGUGCGAUGCCUUCAUCGGGUCGCUGGGGUCCAACUGGAGUCGCCUCAUCAACGAGCUCAGAGCCACUAGUGGCCGGCUGUACAGUGGAUUCGUGGCUAUGAACCUGGGCGAGUGGUGA
Molecule: messenger RNA, 1692 nt
Organism: Closterium sp. Yama58-4
Lineage: Eukaryota; Viridiplantae; Streptophyta; Zygnematophyceae; Desmidiales; Closteriaceae
Source: the annotation of a GenBank genome assembly